ACCAAGUUAUUGUCGUUUUAAAUGAGAGGAAACAGCAAAAUAAUAAUUUCUCAGAUGAAUAAAAAUGUCAACAGAAGGAAGCGGCGAAACUCCCUCAACAGUGCCAAGUUUGCCUGGAGCACCGGAACAAACGUACUUAUUUCCCAAAGUGAAGGGCCACUCCAGAUCUAUAAGUCAUGGAGGGACUCCAAUGCUGGCCGGGAACCCGGCGGCACAGCGUCCACUCAAGUCCGCGUUACGGGGCCAUCAACGUGCUUUGUCCCAUGGUCAGAUAGUAGAAGGGCCCCGUGCGGCUUCGGGGCCCGGUCACAGCCGAACCGGUAGCCGCACAGAUUUUAUUUUACCGCCAGGACACCGGGAACCGGCGCCGGCCAGUGCUCAGCCACGUUUAAGCUCGAUUCGCGCGCACCAUUCUCGCCAGGCCUCUCGUUCUGACUCCAUCUACACAAUUCGUCGGAGCUCAGUGAUUGGACCCUGGCGACGUGCUGUUUUCUGGCUCCUACGUCGGCAACAGCCUGCUGUUGAUAACCGUCUACUUAUAGUCACCCCUAAUCACCUAGUGCCUGACAAAACUCCUCCAAAGGAUCACCCAAAUGGACACAGAUGUGAUAAUAAAAUCAGGACUACAAAAUAUACAUUACUAUCAUUUUUACCAAAGAACUUGUUUGAGCAGUUCCAUAGGAUUGCAAAUGUGUACUUCAUUUUCAUAGUUUUGUUGAACUGGGUACCAGCUAUCAGUGCAUUUGGUAAGGAAGUUGCAAUGCUGCCAGUGUUGUUUGUGCUUGGAGUGACUGCUAUCAAGGACCUGUUUGAAGACCGCCGGAGACAUCUAUCAGAUAAAAGAAUUAACAAUUCAUUCUGCAGGGUUUAUAAAAAAUCUACAGAUCGGUACAUGCGUGUGAAGUGGCGAGAUGUCCGCGUCGGAGAUAUCAUCCAUCUGUCAAAUAACGAAGCUGUGCCGGCAGAUAUGGUGUUGUUACAUACCUCAAAUCCCAUAGGUAUCUGUUACCUUGACACUUGUAAUCUGGAUGGAGAAACAAACUUGAAACAAAGAAUUGUGGCACCCGGUUUUAAAGAUAAGCACGCAGAUUUCAAACCAUUAAAAUUUAGAAGUACUGUGGAAGUAGAGAGGCCAUCGACUAAGAUUUAUCGAUUUACCGGUACCAUUUCACAUCCGAACGGUGCACGAGUGCCGCUCAACUCGGAACAUCUUCUUUUAAGGGAGUGCACGAUCAAAAAUACAGAUUACGUAGAAGGCAUCGUCGUUUACGCGGGACACGAAACUAAAGCUAUGCUCAAUAAUGGCGGACCGAGGUACAAAUGUUCCACUUUAGAGAAGAAAAUGAAUACAGACGUCAUUUGGUGUGUCCUGGUGUUGCUUUUUUUAUGUUGCGCCGGUGCAGUCGGCUGCAAAGUUUGGUUGGAUCAAUAUUACACGCCUGAUAUGCCGAUGUACAAAUUUGUCCCGUUCGUCCCGUACGAUGCAAAACCCGCAUACGAGGGCUUAUUGAUAUUCUGGACUUAUAUAAUAGCUCUUCAAGUCAUGAUCCCUGUAUCAUUAUACGUGACGAUAGAGAUGACGAAACUCCUCCAAGUCUACCAUAUACAUCAAGAUGUCGAAAUGUACGAUCCAGCGACGAACACCCGAACCGAAUGUAGAGCAUUGAAUAUAACUGAAGAGUUGGGCCAGAUUAAAUAUUUGUUUAGCGAUAAAACAGGCACGUUAACAGAGAACAAGAUGGUGUUCAGACGAUGCACGGUUGGGGGCGUGGAUUAUGAUCACCCGCCCGGACCACCGGCUGAGCCUUCGCCUGAAUUGGCGCCAAUAGUCACCCCUAUAAGUAAAGUGUCGCCAAACAGAAGAUUGCUUCAGCACUUAUUAGAUAACAAUGAUGCGCAACAUACACAGAAGGUCCGCGAGUUCCUAUUGAUCUUGGCAGUAUGCAAUACCGUAGCAGUAAGCCAGCCACACGUGGACACCAUGCAGAUGAGUGGGUCCAAUUCGGGAGAACAAUAUGACAAGCCGAGCCGCUCAAAUGGAACGCUCCGAUCGAACGAUAAGUACGCGCGAUUGACGGAAUCUCGCUCUACAACACCGUCGCCACCGCCGUCCACAACGUCGCCGCUCCGAAUUCGAUUGCCAAAGCUACCAUUCGUUAGUAAAGACGAGAACAGUAGCGAACCAAGUACGUCUGCCGAACAACAACUGGCACGAUACGAAGCAGAGAGUCCUGAUGAGUUGGCACUGGCAGAAGCGGCUCUAGCUUACGGGUAUGAACUACGGUCGCGGGCGCCCGAUGAGGUGGAGCUUGGCAUCCGUGGCGAGCUCACGCGGUUAAAGGUGUUACGUGUGCAACAGUUCGACGCCAACCGGAAAUGCAUGUCGGUUGCUAUGCGCAUGCCCACAGGACAGGUGGUGCUGUACGUGAAGGGCGCAGACAGUACCGUGCUGAAUGCGCUUGCGCCGAUGCGGUCCGGGUCCGCGGAGUCGGCGGCGUACGAACGCACUCGUACGCUCAUCACAGAAUACUCGCGAGCCGGACUACGGACCCUGGUCAUGGCGAAGCGGACCAUGCAGCUCGCUCUAUGGGAGGAGUGGCUCGCAGGCCAUGCGCGCGCAUCCGAAAUGGGCGAAGGUCGGGAGAAGCGCAUGCGCGCGUCGCUGGCGCGGCUGGAGAGCGCGCUGGCGCUGGUGGGCGCGUCGGGCGUGGAGGACCGACUGCAGGAGGCCGUGCCGCGCACCGUGCGCGCGCUGCUCGACGCCGGCCUCGCCGUCUGGGUGCUCACCGGCGACAAGCCCGAGACUGCCGUCAACAUCGCAUACUCCGCCGCGCUCUUCUCGCCCGCCGACCGACUACUGCAUCUCAUGUCGCGCGACAAGGAGCACGCGGAGUCGACGAUCAAGAGCUACCUGGAGGGCGGGGCGGAAGGCGGCGGGGAGGGCGGGCGCGCGCUGGUGGUGGACGGCCGCACGCUCACCUACAUCCUGGACCGCCGCUCGGGGCUCGUGACGCCGUUCCUGUCGCUCGCGCGCCGCUGCUCCGCCGUGCUCUGUUGCCGCGCCACGCCCCUGCAAAAAGCAUACAUCGUCAAGGCAGUAAAAGAAGAACUCAGCGUUACAACCCUCGCCAUCGGCGAUGGAGCUAACGAUGUCUCAAUGAUACAGACUGCCGAUGUUGGAGUGGGAUUAUCGGGACAAGAGGGACGACAGGCUGUGAUGGCUUCCGACUUCGCGCUCUCUAGGUUCAAAUUCAUUGAGAGGCUACUACUAGUACACGGUCAUUGGUGCUACGAUCGUCUUGCCAGAAUGAUAUUAUACUUCUUCCUUAAAAAUGCCACAUUUGUGUUCCUGAUAUUCUGGUACCAGCUGUAUUGCGGCUUCUCUGCCAUGGUGAUGAUUGAUCAGAUUCAUCUCAUGUCCUACAACCUCAUGUUCACCGCAUUUCCGCCACUUGUUAUCGGCGCGUACGACCGCGCGGCGCCGGCGUCGCUGCUGACGGAGCGGCCCGGGCUGUACGCGGCGGCGCGGCGCGGGCUGGCCUACCGCCGCCACUCCUACUGGCUGGUGCUGGCCGAGUCCGUCUACAUCAGCGUCGUGAUCUUCUUCACGGCCGCCGCCGCCUACUGGGACACCGACGUCGACGUCUGGCUAUUCGGCACCUGCGCCAUGACCUGCUGCCUCCUCAUCAUGCUCGUCUACGUCGCCAUCGAGACCAGGAGUUGGACGGUGAUACAUCUGCUAGCGUUAAGCGGUUCACUGAUAGCGUUCUUCGUGUUGACAUUGAUAUACCAGUCGUUAUGCGUAUCCUGUUUCAACUUGCCGUCUACGUAUUACGUCAUGCAUCACGCGAUAUCUGACCCUAUAUACUGGCUCGUGGUCAUAAUCACCACAGUCACUGCUCUCGCACCUAGACUGGCGUACCACGCGAUCCGCAACUCGGUGCGGCCGGGCACGUUACGUCGUGCGGUGCUGGCGCGGCGGCGGAACGCGCGCUCGCGGCUGCCCUACGCCGCACACUACCGCACCUCCGCCUCGCAGGCCCACGUCUACAGAUCGACAGACGAGGACGGUCUGCAGAAGCCGCAAACAGAGGUGGUGGCGAUCACCUGACGGUGAACGAGUGCCCAGUACCCAGCUGGUACUCUCGAUCCAUAUAUUAAACAUAGGCUGUGAUCUGUCAUUAGAAUUAUUGUAUUAUAACCCUAGAAUAAUAUAUACUGUGCUUUUUACAAUCACGGGGACCAAUGUUUCAUUCGUGACAGAAAGGAGAGAGUUUGGGCGAGCCACAAUGUUCCAUUUUAAUAUUAUAAUUUUAUGUUUUUAAUGUAUAGUUUUGUCCGUCAAAAUAAUAAUGUAAGGACUUCAAAAGUUUGAUUAUUUAACGUAGUUAUCGACCUUACUACUUGAAACAGACUAAAUUAGACAGUCAUUUGAGAUAAUCAACUGUCAAAUUACAAUCAUUUACAAUUUCAAUUUGAUUUUUAUCUAUUUGAGAGUGUUAGCAAUCCUAUAAUGUAACGCGUACGAACAUAGUCGGUUUCACAAUUUCUAAUACUUUUUUGUGAAUUUUGUAAUCCUUGACGUCCUUAGAUUAUUAUGUCGAUGGUGUAGUCUGACUUUUAAUUCGAGUCGCCAACUUUACUUUUACUGUAUUAUUUAUCAUUGUAAAGUCCAUACUUAAUAUUUUCCACUCAUGUGUAUUUUCUAUUAAAAAGCGAAAUUACUUAACUCCAAUGAAUAUUCCUCAAUGAUAAUUUAAAAAUCAUUAACUAUUGAUCAACGCAUUCAUCUUUAAGAAUCUACCUAGA
This is a messenger RNA of Achroia grisella, 4809 nucleotides long. RefSeq names its product phospholipid-transporting ATPase VD. The record is from RefSeq and is a predicted model, not a curated record. The transcript is spliced from 16 exons. Lineage: Eukaryota; Metazoa; Arthropoda; Insecta; Lepidoptera; Pyralidae. Gene Ontology annotation, cellular component: plasma membrane. Gene Ontology annotation, biological process: phospholipid translocation. The coding region runs from base 65 to 4111 and encodes 1348 amino acids. Gene Ontology annotation, molecular function: ATP binding; ATP hydrolysis activity; magnesium ion binding.